GCCUAUUUCUCGCAAUAGUCGCCAUUUGUCUUGGGACGUCAGUGUGCGUACGGACAGAUCGACCGCAAACUUUCUUAACGUUUAUAACGUUUGAUUUCAACUUACACUAACUGAAACUGAACAUGGCCGUCAGUCAGCCACGCCAGAAUUAUGCCGUUGAGAGCGAAGCAGGUGUGAACAAGCAGAUCAACAUGGAAUUGUAUGCGAGUUACGUGUAUCAUUCCAUGGCUUACUAUUUUGAUCGUGACGAUGUUGCCCUGCCUGGAUUUCACAAGUUCUUCAAGAAGGCCUCCGAGGAAGAAAGGGAACAUGCUGAGAAACUGAUGAAGUUCCAGAACCAGCGUGGAGGCAGGAUUGUGCUUCAGGACAUCAGGAAGCCAGAGAAGGAUGAGUGGGGAGAUGGACUUGCUGCCAUGCAGGUGGCCCUGGCCCUGGAAAAGAACGUCAACCAGGCCUUGCUGGACCUCCACAAGGUGGCCGCAGAUAAUGGGGACGCCCAGGCUUACUAUUUUGAUCGUGACGAUGUUGCCCUGCCUGGAUUUCACAAGUUCUUCAAGAAGGCCUCCGAGGAAGAAAGGGAACAUGCUGAGAAACUGAUGAAGUUCCAGAACCAGCGUGGAGGCAGGAUUGUGCUUCAGGACAUCAGGAAGCCAGAGAAGGAUGAGUGGGGAGAUGGACUUGCAGCUAUGCAGGUGGCCCUGGCCCUGGAGAAGAAUGUCAACCAGGCCCUGCUGGACCUCCACAAGGUGGCGGCAGAUAAUGGGGACGCCCAGAUGACUGAUUUCAUCGAGGGCCACUAUCUGACCGAGCAGGUGGAGUCCAUCAAGCAGAUCUCGGACCACAUCACCAACCUGAAGAGGUGCGGCAAGGGUCUGGGCGAGUACAUGUUCGACAAGGAGACCCUGCAGGAUUAAACAUCCACAUAUGAGGAGUGCCACUCAGACACAAAUUGUUGUCUUAGAGGACUAUCUAAAUAAACAUUCUCGUAUUAAUCAAUAUGUAGAAGUUGUUUCUGUGGAGAAGUGUGCAUUCCCAUUUUUAACAUAAUCGCCUUGUUAAGGUCACGAAAAUUAGUUUGUCUUUCCAAAUCACUCUAUGCUUGCAUCUUUGGUUUGCUUCUGGUUUUAACUUUUGGUUUCAUUUAUUGUAAGAAAUCUUUUAAAGAUAUUUGAGUGAAGGGAUGCCAUCUGGACAGACAGAAAAGCUAAGAGAGAGACUGUUUGUCAUCAGGAAAGGAAGAAACUUCCAGUUAGUUUUUCAUUUUAAAUAAAGAUGCCAUAAACUGCA
Lingula anatina is the source of this 1287-nucleotide messenger RNA. Its product is annotated as soma ferritin. Gene Ontology annotation, biological process: iron ion transport; intracellular iron ion homeostasis. Lineage: Eukaryota; Metazoa; Brachiopoda; Lingulata; Lingulida; Lingulidae. The record is from RefSeq and is a predicted model, not a curated record. Gene Ontology annotation, molecular function: ferrous iron binding; ferric iron binding. Gene Ontology annotation, cellular component: cytoplasm.